Symbiodinium natans is the source of this 384-nucleotide messenger RNA. Lineage: Eukaryota; Dinophyceae; Suessiales; Symbiodiniaceae. The record is from the annotation of a GenBank genome assembly.
AUGGGCCAACAGCAGUCGGAGGAAGCAAAUGCCAAGGCCAUGGAGGAGCUUUCAACUGAGUUGAUGCGCAUGCUGGUCAACAGCGAAGGACCGUUGCGCGAAUGCUGGCGCAGUUUCGGCUUCAAUGUGAAGGAGGGCUGGCGAGAGGAUGGCUUCACGAUCAUUGCAGAGGAAGCCUACGCCGUUGCGUUGGCGCGGCGCUUUCGCCAGGGCGCAAUCUUCCAGUUCCAGCACGUCCCGGGCAAAGCUGCCUUUCAAAGGACCACCGUUCCUGUGCUUUUGCAGAACACGGAUGCAGCCGUACUCGUGGCUAUCUGUGAGAAGCCAGAUGUUGGUGCUUAUGCAGAUCCUCAGUCGUGGGGACAUCACCAAGCCAAUCUGUGA